AUGCAUCCUAACUCCCUCAUUCAACAAGCCAAGGUAUUCAUUGAGGAGUUGAGUCAACUUCAACAUGUUACCAAGACUCCAUCACCUGAUCUAGGGAGGUCAUCUCAAUGGGAAGCUCCUUCACGUGGCCAACUCAAGUUGAAUUGGGAUGCUGCCCUUGACAAAAACAACUGCAAGGUGGGUGUGGGAGCAAUUAUUCGAGAUCGGGAAGGAACAGUUAAGGCCACGAUGAGAAUGAAGCAUGAUCUCUACCCUGACCCACUACUGGUAGAAGCCUAUGCUCUCCUACAAGCAUCCAUUUUCUGCAAAUCUCUAGGCUGGAAAGAACUCAUCUUGGAAAGGGACUCUUUACAAGGUGUCAACUACCUCAAGACUGGUGAAGCCAAUGAUUCUUAUGUGGGCACCAUGAUUAGGGACACUAAGUCUAUUUUGAACUCUUUUACAUCUUGGACCGUGAGGCAUAUUCUUAGAGCUGGUAAUGUUGUAGCUCAUGCCUUAAGUCGUGAUGCACUUAGUAUUAGAGAUAGUAUCUGGUAUGUUGGUACUAUCCCAACUUGUAUCCAAACACUAUUUUAA
This is a messenger RNA of Juglans regia (Persian walnut), 576 nucleotides long. RefSeq lists its product as uncharacterized. The transcript has a single exon. Lineage: Eukaryota; Viridiplantae; Streptophyta; Magnoliopsida; Fagales; Juglandaceae. Gene Ontology annotation, molecular function: nucleic acid binding; RNA-DNA hybrid ribonuclease activity. Bases 1 to 576 code for a protein of 191 amino acids. The record is from RefSeq and is a predicted model, not a curated record.